Messenger RNA from Plasmodium berghei ANKA, 2727 nucleotides. Its product is annotated as high molecular weight rhoptry protein 3, putative. The record is from RefSeq and is a predicted model, not a curated record. NCBI's taxonomy places the organism in Eukaryota, Apicomplexa, Aconoidasida, Haemosporida, Plasmodiidae. The transcript has 7 exons. Bases 1 to 2727 code for a protein of 908 amino acids.
AUGCCAACAAACUCUUUUACAAAACUUUUUCUAGCUUCCCUUUGCACUUUUUCAGUUUCUCAAGUUUGGGGAAAGGAAUAUUUCAAUGGAGUUUUAAGUCAAAAACUAUCGGUUUUACUACAAUGCAAUUUCAUAUCUUAUUAUAACGCCAAAGCGGGUGGACCCAACCCAAAUGCAUUUUUAGAUUUCGUUGAAGAACCGGAACAAUUCCAUUGGUUUGUUGAUAAUUAUUUAUCGGUUCCUUUUAAGGUUCCACAACAUUUGAGUUUUAAUAAUGAACAUGACUUUAAGCCUUGUUUAAAAAAAAAAUGGGUACCUGAAUUUUUAAAGGAAUAUGAAGAGCCCGAUAUAAGUUAUUUAGCAAAAACUCUUGAUAAUGAGCAAAGACAUUACUAUAAAGAUACAUUUGGAGAUAUAGAACCCGUUGGUAAAUAUACAAUUUUUGAAGUAAAAGAAUUCGAUUCAUAUUGUAUCCUUCCUCCUUUAGUACAAACAAAUAUAAGAGAUAAAAAUAAUAAAGAAUAUUUAUCAUUUCAAAUGGAUAAAACAGAUUAUCAAAUAUAUUUAGAAGUUGUGGGUAGUAAAUUAUCAUCUAUGAAGCAUUUAUGUGCAAAUAUGGAAUAUAGUGAAAAAAAAGAAAUAGUAAAAGCUAUAACAGAGGGAAAUAAUGAAAAUAGUUUUAAGUUAAUAUGCCCUUCAUAUUAUUUAAAACUUCAUUAUAAUAAGGAAUGCAAGUCAAAAGAUAAUAUUUUAUCAUGUAUAGAUGAUCAUAUUAAGAAUUCAUGUUUAAAUUCAACUAAAGAUGACGAUAAUCCAAAUAUAUGUUACUAUUUAAUAAAUUUAUUCAAUUCUUUAAGAGAUUAUCAAAUUGAAUAUUUUCACAAAUUUUUAACUACAAAUGAAUUAAAUUUGGUUAAACCCAGAGAUCCAUGGGUAAAACCUUUAUUUAAAGUUUAUAGUCGAAAAGAUUUGGGAAAUCCCAAGAAAAACAUAUUACCAGAUGUAUUUAAAGAAUUGGAACCAAAAAAUAAAAUAUAUUUUUCCUUUUCUGCUGGAAUAUCUUCGGAUUCUAAUUAUGUUGACAACACUCAAACAAAUUUUAAAUUGAGCAAAAAAAAAUCUAACAUUUUUGUUGAUGCGUUUCAAAAUGUUUUUUCUAUUUUUAAAAGAAAAUCGCCUUCUAUCUCUUAUGUUUCAGUUAAGGAAUUAUCACAUAAAAUUGGAGAUUUUAGCUUUAAAACGCCUAAAGCACCAAUCAAAUGUACAUCUGUAAAGAAAAGUCUAGACCUUAGCAUAGAAGUUGAUAUUUUUAAAGUGGCAGGUGUAGAAAAUAUUUGUAAUGUUAUUGAAAAAUAUGCUUUAACUAAAGAUAGUGAUUUCAAAAAAGCAUCUAAAGAUAAAAAAUUAGAAAAAUUAGAUCAGAUUCAUAAAGGAUUUCAUAUUGAGUGUAUAUUAAUAUCUACACAUAUAGAAGCAUAUAAUUUAAUUAGACAAUAUUUAAAUUUAGAGAAUGUUUUAUCUUUAGUGAGAUAUACAUCAUUAUAUUUACAUAAAUUUUUUAAGACUGUAACAUCAUUAAAGACACACUUUUUAUAUAACAAUAUGAAUGCUUUAAAAUAUGCAAGGUCAUGUGGAGCCGCAGUUUUACAUAUUCCAUCCGUUUUAUAUAGAAGGAAUUUAUAUGUUCCAGAAACAUUUUUAUCAUUAUAUUUAGGGUUAUCAAAUUUAGUUUUAUCUAACCCGUCUAGUCCGUUUUUUGAGUAUUCUAUAAUGGAUUUUUUCACAUCUUAUUUCAAUAAAGGAUCUAAAAAAUUUAUAUAUUAUUUUAUUUCAGUUAUUUCCAUACUUCAUAUUAAUCGUUAUUAUUAUGAACAAAUUUAUUGCCAUCAUAAUAAAUAUUUUGAAGCAUUAAAAUCUAAAAUGAUUCAUCCUGAGAUAGUUAAUAAUAUUAUAGAAAAAAUUAAAUCGAUAUUAAAUACUUCACGAUAUUCAAAAAUGCUAGAAUUGUAUAAUAAGAUUGAAGACAAUACAUUAUUUGACUAUAACGAAAUGGUUAAAAUAUUAAAAGACUUCGAUAAGUUCGCACAAAAUAAAGAUGUACAAGAAAGGGCUCAACAACAGAUUGAUAAUGAGGAAAAACCUGAGAUAAAAACCCUUGAAGAUAUGGCAAAAUUUAAUGAAGAAUGGAUUCCUAAGUUUGAUCCAACAAGCGUUCCUUAUGAUGAUAAGGAUCAGCCCAAACCAAAUCCAAAUAUUAAAUUCGAUGAAAAUAUAAGAAGUGAUGAUAAUUUGACUUUAGCUGAUAGAGAUAAAGAAUUGGAAUUAGAAUUAUAUAGAUAUAUUGGUACUCUGAAUGAGAAUAAAACCGCAUCUGAUAGUGGAAGUAAAACCGCAUCUGAUAGUGGAAGUAAAACCGCAUCUGAUAGUGGAAGUAAAACCGCAUCUAAUAGUGGAAGUAAAACCGCAUCUAAUAGUGGAAGUAAAACCGCAUUUAAUAGUGGAAGUAAAACCGCAUCUAAUAGUGGAAGUAAAACCGAGCUUGCGUUUGAUGAAAAAGUCAAACCUAGUGAUACUGAAGAAAUAAAAACUGCAUCUAAAGAAUAUUUAAACAGAUUAAGUACCGAAGAUAAUAAUGAUGAUGAUGAAACAAAAGGUUCUUAUACUAAUGAGGAAGAUAACGCCCCUGCAUCUGAACCUUAUACCGAUGAAGAUAAAAAUUUAUUAUAA